Molecule: messenger RNA, 1732 nt
Organism: Tetranychus urticae (two-spotted spider mite)
Lineage: Eukaryota; Metazoa; Arthropoda; Arachnida; Trombidiformes; Tetranychidae
Source: RefSeq, a predicted model, not a curated record
AUGUCAACGAUAUCACCCGACAGACCUGGUAGAUCUUUAUUGUUAGCCAGUCUUUCUCUGAGUAAUCCAAUUCCUGCCUUAAUUGCAGCUUCUCUUUAUUCCAACUCUGAAAAUGAAAGUGUUUACUCUAUCUUUGACUGUUUCUGUUGCUGGCUUCAUUCGUCAUUUAGUCUUGAUUUCAAACCUCGAUCACCAUCUAGUUACAACUCUAUAAUUUGGAAUCAGCAAGACUUUAAUGCAAUGAUUCAGAAUGCUCUUCAAGUUUCCAGUAAUUUCCUUGUUUUCCGCAAUGGUCUCAGAAUAUUUGCUGCUCCCAAUAAUCCAUUGAGUGAUCUGAUACAAUACUUUAUUGAAUUCCUGGUAGAAAAGGAUUAUUAUGAUAGUGUUAAAAAACUGAAAACAUUCCAAGAAUGCUUAUGGAAUUAUAAGAAAGACCAAGACGAUCGUGGACUUUUGUCCAGUAAAGCUUGGAUCGAAGAAACGAGCAUUAUUAUUUUGUCGAAUGGAUUAAAAGCUGUUGAUUGCGAGUUCGAGCUUAAUAUUUUAUUGCGUCAUUUAGAUUUUGCUCGACUUCAAAGUAGUUUUGAUGAACAAACUUCUGUUCCAGAUUUCCGUAAACUAUAUCGACUAUCUCAAUGUCUACAAGAUACUGAUCUGAAACUAAGCAUCCCUGAUCUUCUUAGUACGCAGUCUGGAACCAAAAAAUACAACGAUUCUAUACUAGAAGUUGUGUACAGCUUACAGGACAAAGGAUUUACAGCGAGGCUCAACAAGUUCAGAAACUCUGUUGAAUCAGAACUUAUUAAAGCUUUCAUACACGCCAAAGAUUUUUAUUAUGCAACCAGAUUAGAAUGUGAUCCUGUUGAAACUACGAUUAAUGAGAUCGAUUUAUGGAGUACAGUUAUUUCUCUUGAAAUGAAUUCAAUUAAUCCAGACGAGCUAAUUGAUUGGACUGAUAUUUGGGAAAAUAUUUUAGAUAUAUGCAAAAGUAUUGUUCCUGAGGGUCAAGCUACUAAAUUACCGACAAUCAUUAAUGAAAAGGCAAGGUUAAGUGAAGAAAAGGCUAAUACAUUAAAGGUCAUAAUUGGUAAAAUUUUAAACGUUGGUAAAAUCGAUCUAGCAUAUCGUUUGUCUCAUCUUUUCUUCCUUAAAAGUCGAGAUUUACUGCUUAUCAAUUUUUGCAAUCUACUCGCUGAUGGAUUUUUUGCUCAUGUUUGUCCUAAAUCUUACAUCGAAACUCGCGCUAAGGAUUAUGGUUUCACAGGAUUGAAUGAAGUUGUGCAAAUGUUGAAUGAUUUUUCCCCAACUGUUCCAAGUAAUGUCGUCAAAAUUCUGGAAAAAUGUUCAUCUCUCUCUGAACAUGCCGUAAAUGCCUGCCAACGGAUAGUCCUCUAUUACAAAAUAUCAUUUGUUAUUGAACGCUCAUAUUUAGAUCUUUCUAGAGAACGCGAUGAAUUGGCAAUAUUGUCAGAAUUAAUCAAAAGAUCUUCCUCAAAUGUGGACGCUCUUCCUUACGCCAGAGAAUUGAUAACAUUUGCCAAAAUUGGGGGAUGACCAAGUUUCAAGCUUAGUUUUGGAUGCAAUUAUACCAACGAUUGAAGAGUACCUUGUUUCCCUCGAAAAGAAAGGAUUCAACAGCUAUUCAACUGAAAGUUCUAACCCUUCCACCUUUCUUGCGUUGAUUCGUUUAAUCAAUGAUCCUGCUAUUUUGGGAAGAAAAUUUAUUGACAUU